CGGAGAUUCACGACAAUCAGUCACUUGCAUUUUCUUGACAACAGCAAAAACAAUUCAUCCGAAAGCUCUCUGAAAAAUGAACAAGUUCAUCACUGCCAUUGCUAUGCUGAUGAUUGUUGUUGUGGCUGCAGCUGCACCACAAUCUUAUCCAUCACCAUCCAGCGCCAAACCCUCUUACGAUGAUGCUCCGAUGCCGUACAGUUUCGACUGGAGCGUGAAAGAUGAGGAGAGCAAGAACGACUACGGCCACAAGGAGAGCAGUGAUGGCAAAGUCGUGACCGGAUCUUACCGCGUCGCUCUUCCCGACGGCCGCACUCAAAUUGUCACCUACAAGGCCGACGAGAACGGAUACGUCGCUGAUGUGAAAUAUGAAGGAGAAGCUAAAUACCCCGAGCCCAGCAACGAAUACAAACCUUCUCCCAAGUACUAAGAAAUUAUAGAAGUCCCUGCAAAUUACAUCUUGUAAAUUAUUUCCCUUAAAUGUAUAAGAAAGACGAUACACUCUCUCGAAAUCUUAGUUUCAAACAAAUUAAACAACUUUGUCUGUUUUUGCGUGCCGAAAAUGCUUAUGCGUGCUGUUGCAAUUUACGUGAGACUAUAGAACAACAAAGGGUAUCAUACCGUAUACAUUUAAAGAGUCUUUCAUCUCCUGUAAAAAAAGAAAUACAAAUUAGCCAACGUGAA
Molecule: messenger RNA, 684 nt
Organism: Daphnia carinata
Lineage: Eukaryota; Metazoa; Arthropoda; Branchiopoda; Diplostraca; Daphniidae
Product: pro-resilin-like
Exons: 3
Coding region: 77-430 (117 amino acids)
Cellular component (GO): extracellular matrix
Source: RefSeq, a predicted model, not a curated record